Dioscorea cayenensis subsp. rotundata (Guinea yam) is the source of this 1147-nucleotide messenger RNA. RefSeq names its product protein MKS1-like. Lineage: Eukaryota; Viridiplantae; Streptophyta; Magnoliopsida; Dioscoreales; Dioscoreaceae. The record is from RefSeq and is a predicted model, not a curated record. The transcript has a single exon. Bases 206 to 856 code for a protein of 216 amino acids. Gene Ontology annotation, cellular component: nucleus.
CCCCAAACCAACUUGGUCUCAUCAAAAGCGAAACCAUUUGUUUCUAACAUUGAUAAACAAUUUUAAUUUAAUCAAAUACAAAAACAUCACUCCAUAGACUUGUCAACCUUCAAUUACUUCUCACCAAUCAUACAAGACCUCACAUAAUAUAUUGCACCAUUAUUACUUCCUUGUGCCAAUACAAAGUCUUUAGACUUCUUAUCCAAUGAACUUCUCCUCCUCUUCCUCUUCCUCUUCCUCUUCCUCUUCAAGCUUCUCCGGCCGGCCACCACCUCACCGGGAACUCCAAGGUCCCCGGCCAAGCCCGCUAAGACUUCACAAGGACUCCCACAAGAUCAAAAAGUCACUUGCCGAUGAGGUUUUACCAAAACAACCGGUCAUCAUCUACAUGGCAUCUCCAAAGAUCAUUCAUACAAAUCCAAGUGAUUUCAUGUCACUAGUUCAAAGACUUACCGGUACUUCCUCCACUUCCAUACUCUCUCCUGCAACUCAUCUUGCACUUGAGCAACCUCCCAAGCAUCAACAUCAUCAUCAUCAUCAUCAACAACAAGAACAACAUGACAGUAUUAGUGCUACUACUAGUGAUCAUAUUUCUGCAAGUGAAACUGCAGUAAGUGUUUAUCCAGGAAUAUUAUCUCCAGUUCCAGCAUCACUACCACCCAUUUCUCCAGGAUUUUUUUCUCCUUCAGUGGAUCCCAACAUGCUGAGUUUCUUGCAUGAACUCAGUCCUGUGUUUCAUGGCAACAGGAGCUAUGUGGAGAACACCUUCUUGAUCAACAAGUCCCAGCCAAUUCAUUUCUCUUACACCCACCAUGCCUUCUCCUGGUGCUUGGGAUAUUUUCAAUCAGUUUUUUGAUCAUUAAUGAUUUCACCUGCUAAAGUUAUGAUCAUUACUACCAAUAUUUAUAAAUGGAUGCAGGUGUCUCUCUAUGUAUCCAUCUGUGAUCUGCCUGUCUUUUUUUUGAACUUUUUUUUUUUUUUGCAUUUUGUUUUUAUUAAAUUUAAUGUUUAAAAUUGUGUGGCCUAAGACAAUGGGGUUAAUGGUUGAGAGAUUGGUAAGUGGUGUAAAAUUUUCUUUAGUAGUUAAAUAUAUUCAAUUGUUUUCAACAUGAGAAAAUUGGUUUAACUUUUCAUGCACUCAUUUUGA